CGCUGGUCCAGCGUGGGCCUUGCUUGGUUGGAGAGGCCCAAAGCCAGUGGCCCCGCGGAGGCGGAGCGGGGCCAUGGCUGAAGCGGCUGAGCCCAGUGGGGAAUCCCAAGGCGCAGAGGUAAAAAGCCCGCAGCCUGAAGAGAGAGCGCUCGGGGGCUCAUCCAGGCGGAGCCCGCGAUCCGUGCUGAAAGUGUCCCAGCUGCUGCUGCGAGCCAUUGCUGCCCACAAAGGGCUGACCCUGGCUGCUCUCAAGAGGGAGCUCGGAAACGCAGGCUACGAGGUGCGCAGGAAGAACCGCCGUCACUCUGGCGAAGUUUCCAGGCCCGAGGUGAAGGGCACGCUCCUGCGGGUCAGUGGCAGCGAAGCCGCCGGCUACUUCAGGGUCUGGAAGAUUCCCAAGCCAAAGAGAAAGCCAGGACGCCCGAGACUGGAGGAGGCUGGCCGCUUGCCUCCGAGGAGGGCCCCCACUGGAUCCAGAAGCAUUCGGAGGCGCCACACGAAUCGCAAAGCUGCCAAGAAGGCCAGGGCAGUAUGGAGACAAAGCACGAAGGUAAACGGAAGGACAAGGAGGAUGAGGCCAAAAGCCAAGGAAAACGUGAGAGCCAGGAAGAUGGACGAGGGGAGAGGACGGGCCUCGAAGGAAGACACCAGGCUCGGGUCACGGGAGGAAACGAGGUCCAGCGUGAGGCAAAAUGAAGAGAAGGACAAGAAGAAGGCGGUGAAAUGCACCUCGCAGAAGCCAUCCCCGUUGAAAACGGACCGGGUUUCUGGGGGGCAGGGGAAGGCCAGCACCAAGGCUUCCCUGAAGUGUGAUGGGCCUCGGCAGGUGGUGGGGAGUCCGUAGUGUGGGAGUACACUACCCUUCUGCAAAUGCUCAGCGCUCAUGCUCGUUGAAAUGGAAAAGUAUUUGCAAGACCUUCCCACC
This is a messenger RNA of Ochotona princeps (American pika), 925 nucleotides long. Its product is annotated as testis-specific H1 histone. NCBI's taxonomy places the organism in Eukaryota, Metazoa, Chordata, Mammalia, Lagomorpha, Ochotonidae. The coding region runs from base 74 to 844 and encodes 256 amino acids. The transcript has a single exon. The record is from RefSeq and is a predicted model, not a curated record.